This is a messenger RNA of Zophobas morio, 1749 nucleotides long. Its product is annotated as glutamate dehydrogenase, mitochondrial-like. Gene Ontology annotation, cellular component: mitochondrion. The record is from RefSeq and is a predicted model, not a curated record. Gene Ontology annotation, molecular function: L-glutamate dehydrogenase (NAD+) activity. The transcript is spliced from 2 exons. Bases 69 to 1718 code for a protein of 549 amino acids. Gene Ontology annotation, biological process: L-glutamate catabolic process. Lineage: Eukaryota; Metazoa; Arthropoda; Insecta; Coleoptera; Tenebrionidae.
ACUUCAAUAUUUAUACGUCAACAACCAAAUUCUGUUUUGAAUUGCAAAAGUAUUAGAACAAAUUCGAAAUGGCUUUGAUGAAAAUAUGGGCUAAUAGAGAAGUAAUACGAUUCAUGAAUUUACGUUUACCACGGAUUCCUGCAUCAUGUGGUCAGAAUCGUAACUAUGCCGAUCAUAAAAUUCCUGAACGUUUAAAAAAUAUGGAAAACGAAGCAAAUCCCAAAUUCUAUGAUAUGGUUGAAUAUUUUUUUCAUAAAGCAUGUGUUUUUAUUGAAGAUAAGUUGGUAGACGAUUUAGGAAAGAUUAAAGGUACGAAAUUACCGCUAGAAAUGCGGAAAGCACGAGUUAAAGGGAUUCUCUCAUUAUUGGAACAAUGUGAUUACAUUUUGGACGUAGCUUUUCCGAUUAAAAGAGACAACGGUACUUAUGAAAUAAUUCAGGGUUACCGAGCUCAACAUAGUUCUCACAAACUGCCUAUGAAAGGUGGAAUCCGAUAUUCUCUCGACGUUAACAUGGAUGAGGUGAAAGCUUUAGCUGCAUUAAUGACAUUUAAAUGUGCGUGUGUUGAUGUGCCUUUUGGAGGGGGCAAAGCGGGACUUAAAAUUAAUGCGAAAAACUAUUCAGAAAACGAAUUAGAAAAAAUUACAAGACGUUUUGCUUUAGAGUUGGCUAAAAAGGGGUUUUUAGGCGCAGGUAUAGACGUUCCAGCUCCUGAUAUGGCUACGGGCGAAAGAGAAAUGGCGUGGAUUGCUGAUACUGUUAGUAAAGCUGUGGGUUUCAGAGAUAUCAACAGUAAAGGUUGUGUAACGGGAAAACCAAUUAACCAAGGUGGAAUUCAUGGGCGAGUCUCAGCCACUGGAAGAGGGCUGUUCAACGGUCUUGAUGUGUUCAUUAAUGACGCUAACUACAUGAGUAAAUGCGGCUUAACACCAGGGUGGCAAGGGAAAAUUUUCAUACUACAAGGUUUUGGAAACGUUGGUUUGCACGCUAUGAGGUACCUUCAUCGAGCUGGAGCCAAGUGUAUCGGAGUAAUUGAAAUUGAUGGUGCUUUGUAUAAUCCAGAUGGCAUAAAACCUGCAGAACUAGAAGAAUUUCGUCUAUCUCAGGGAACCAUAGUCGGAUUUCCUGGAGCAAAACCCUUCGAUCGUGAUGCUCUUAUGUACGAAGCGUGUGACAUUUUAGUUCCGGCUGCUGCUGAAAAAGCUAUUCGCAAGGAUAAUGCCAACAAAAUAAAAGCGAAAAUUAUUGCUGAAGGUGCUAAUGGACCAACAACACCAGCGGCGGAUAAAAUCCUUCUCGCUAAGAAUAUUUUAGUUCUUCCUGAUUUGUAUCUGAAUGCUGGAGGUGUAACUGUUUCAUACUUUGAAUGGUUGAAAAACAUCAACCACGUUUCGUUUGGAAGGCUAACAUUUAAAUAUGAUGAGGAUUCCAAUACACAUCUUCUUCAUUCAGUCGAAGAGUCUCUUAGAAAAAGUUUAGGAGGUGCAGGAAGUAAAAUUGCAAUAAAACCUUCCGAACAGUUUAAAUCAAGAAUGGCUGGCGCUUCCGAAAAAGAUAUUGUUCACUCUGGACUACAAUACACAAUGGAAAAGUCUGGAAAAGCUAUUAAAGAAACUGCAGAAGAACAUAAGUUAGGACUUGAUCUUAGGACUGCAGCGUAUAUGAAUAGCAUUGAAAAAAUAUUUUCCACUAUAAAUGUAGCAGGUUUAACUUUCUGAUUACGGUGAUUAAAAUGAUUGUUGUUCAUAA